Cladocopium goreaui is the source of this 861-nucleotide messenger RNA. Lineage: Eukaryota; Dinophyceae; Suessiales; Symbiodiniaceae. The record is from the annotation of a GenBank genome assembly.
AUGAUGCAGGAUCCUCACAUCCUCCAGUAUUCAACUGGGAGUGCUGCUUUGGUCAUGGAUACAAUUUUGCUGAAAUGCAAAGGUAAGUGGUCCAAUGCAUCGAUGACUCUGGGUGGACCUCGGGUUUUGUCAGACGAAGCUUGUGUGCGGAGCAUCCUGGCAGCCCAUGUGGCAUGGCGCGAGGGCCCCCAGCGGCUGUCAAUGGUGGGCAGAGUGCAGCCAAUCGUCGGUGUGACAAACGAAGAACUGUGGGAUGCAUUGUCGCCCAGUUGGCGGCAAUUAGCAUUGCAGCCAGUGGCAUCCGCCCAGCCAGCCAUUGCAGCAUUUGGUGCUUGGUGGCCUGUAUUGCGAUUGCUUUGGGCGGAUGCUGGUGCUGUUCUGGGGUGCGGCCGCAGCAACGUCGGGAAAAAAACAUCAGGCUUGGAAGCGGAACUUUGCCUUUGGGCUAUUCUGGGGCGCCUGGCAGAUGAACUGCGGCCAUGGGAGGAUUUUGUAGGUUCUGACUCUCCAGUACUGCUUAGUGCCACCUUCCUGUUGGGAUGGUUUGCCAUGAAGACCAUGCCCUUGUUGAAACCAAGUGCGCUGCCAGCGGCUGAAUCCCUGUUGGAACUCCUCUCUGAGAUCGUCAUUGCAGGCGAGGCGGCCAAUGUGCAGAAACUCUACACCAGCACAAUGUCCAACGAGGACUGGCGGGUUCUCUUCAGCUGUGUCUUGCAAACUAGCCAACCACGUCGCUACCUAUUGCUGGACCGACUGGAUUUGAAUUUGCCAAACCGUGCCCGAAAGCGCUUGGUGAAAGCGAACUCAGCUCAACCGUUAGAGGAACUACUUCAGCCUGAGAGCGAUACACAUGGCAAGUAA